This is a messenger RNA of Camponotus floridanus (Florida carpenter ant), 3160 nucleotides long. RefSeq names its product vesicular acetylcholine transporter (gene VAChT). The transcript is spliced from 2 exons. Gene Ontology annotation, cellular component: terminal bouton; AP-2 adaptor complex; AP-1 adaptor complex. Bases 349 to 2097 code for a protein of 582 amino acids. Gene Ontology annotation, molecular function: xenobiotic transmembrane transporter activity; acetylcholine transmembrane transporter activity. Gene Ontology annotation, biological process: xenobiotic transport; transmembrane transport; chemical synaptic transmission. Lineage: Eukaryota; Metazoa; Arthropoda; Insecta; Hymenoptera; Formicidae. The record is from RefSeq and is a predicted model, not a curated record.
AAAAGGUGGAGGGCCCGGGGACGCGGGGAGCCAAGGAGUCGGUGAACGACUCGAAGGACGAAGACGGAUCGGACGUCGCCUCGACUCUGAGCGGCUUGCUCGCCGGUCUUCCGACCUUGGCGGGCCCCCAACGCCUUGCCAAUUCCCUCAGGCAGAAGUUCGCCAGUAACUCCGGUUACCCCCGGCCCGGCCUGAUGCGCGCCGCCCCUAUCGCGACGAUCUCCUCGUCACGUUCGCUUCCCGAGGUCGCACGACUGGUGACCGCGGUUAGUCUCACCCGUUAAGACACAUACAAAAAAAGCGGAAGAGAAAACCGGUCGCUCCGCGAGCGGCCACUUAGAGAACAUCAUGACGACGAUACCGAUACUCAACAUGGAAUUCGGCGAACUUAAGGAGAUCGUCUGGUCGAAGCUGCAGGAACCCAAGUCUCAGCGCAAGCUGAUUCUUGUCAUCGUCUCCGUGGCGUUGCUGCUGGAUAACAUGCUGUACAUGGUGAUUGUGCCGAUUAUACCCGACUAUCUGAAAUAUGUGGGCGCGUUUGGGCCAAUCGAGGAGACGCCCAAUUCCACCGAUACGCCGAGUCAUCCCGGUCAGGACUCCGCUACCGGGAUGCUAUUCGCAUCGAAGGCGAUCGUGCAGCUGAUGGUCAAUCCGUUCUCCGGGGCGUUGAUCGACCGAAUCGGCUACGACAUACCUAUGAUGAUCGGUCUCUGCAUCAUGUUCCUGUCAACCAGCGUGUUUGCGUGCGGCAAGAGCUACAGCGUGUUGUUCUUCGCGAGGAGUCUGCAAGGUGUCGGUUCCGCAUUCGCCGAUACCUCCGGCCUUGCCAUGAUCGCUGAUCGUUUCACCGAGGAGUCGGAACGUUCGAAAGCGCUCGGCAUCGCCUUGGCGUUUAUCAGUUUCGGCUGCUUGGUCGCGCCGCCAUUUGGCGGCGCCCUGUAUCAGUUUGCCGGCAAGGAGGUGCCGUUUCUGAUACUAGCAUUCGUCAGUUUAGCGGACGGUUUCAUGCUGCUGCUGGUGAUGAAGCCGAUCAAGGAACAGUUACGCGAGUCACGCAAUCACGAGCCCAAGUCGACGAUACCGAUCUGGCGAUUGCUAAUGGACCCGUACAUCGCUGUAUGUGCGGGUGCUCUGAUGAUGUCCAACGUCGCGCUGGCCUUUCUCGAGCCAACCAUCUCGCUAUGGAUGGAAGACACGAUGACUCACGACAACUGGAAGAUCGGUAUGGUAUGGCUGCCGGCUUUCUUCCCUCACGUAGUCGGUGUAAUAAUCACCGUGAAGAUGGCCAAGCAAUAUCCGCAGUAUCAAUGGCUGAUGGCGGCCGGCGGACUCGCGCUCGAGGGCCUCUGCUGCUUCAUUAUACCAUUCUCCAAUUCGUAUAAGGUGCUGAUGAUACCUCUGUGCGGCAUUUGCUUCGGCAUCGCGCUCAUCGACACCGCUCUGCUGCCUACUCUAGGCUACUUGGUGGACGUCAGAUAUGUAUCGGUCUACGGCAGCAUCUACGCGAUUGCAGACAUCUCGUAUAGCGUGGCGUACGCGGUGGGCCCGAUCAUAGCUGGCGGUGUGGUCGAGGCAAUCGGUUUCACCGCGCUCAACAUUGGCAUCGCCUUCUCAAAUCUUCUCUACGCGCCAGUGCUCUAUUACCUGCGGCACAUCUACGAUUUCAAGCCGUUCCAGGAUGAAGCAAACGUACUGAUGCAGGAUCCACCCGAUAAGGAAUACCAGACAUACGUGUUGCAGGAGCAGCGGCCGAUCACCGGCGAGAUAGGUAACCACCUGAAUCAGACACGCAUGGAGACGAAUAUCGACCAAGGUUACGAUCAGAACUAUCAGACGCCCAUGCAGGCAAGUUAUGGCGGCUACGGCGCGCAAAACGCGAACAUUGGCUACACUCAAUCCGCGCACGAACAACCGCCGGUCUACAAUCAACCGCCGGCAGGCUACGGUCAACCUGGCGACUACGGCCAGCAGAGGAAUUACGUGGCCGACCAGGAGCAACCAGGCCAGGGUGGCCAGGUUGACGUGAAUCCCUUCAGGAGACAGACGGACCAACGACCGGCCGGAGACAGCAAUCCCUUUAGACAAGGAAUGUAUUAAGAGCGAUGGCCGCCGCUACCGGUGUCGUCAACGAUCGCUCGAAGGUGUGCGUUCGAGAGUCUUCGAGACAGGCUUCCACAACUUAACGGCAGAGAAAUGACGUCGUAGGGCAGCUCGGCGAGAUCCUCCUCAGGAGCGACGGCGAUCGGGACGCUCGAUCAGCCUGCGGGGGAUCGCUGAUCGCGCUCGCCGGAUUUCGAUCGUGCUCGAGGUUAUCAUCGGUGCUUUGUCGGGAAUGAUGAGAGGCAACGACUUCCAGAGUGAUUUCCUCGGAUUCUCGCGGAAGGUCAUCCUCAUGGUGAAUCCUGACGGUCCUGGGAUCCAUGUGUAGUAUCGGCAAUAGGAAUUACGAGUAUGAAGGGAAGAAAAAUAGAGAGAAACGUUGCUGAAAAAUAUGCAGGAUAAGUCGUUGAAAGACUGAGAGACGACGAUUGGUACAGAAAAGAUUCGCCGGAAGCGAGAAUAAGGAUCUCGAGGGAGGACGAGUAAUCGCAACAUCGAAAUAAAAUAAAACAAAGAGUGAGAGGGAAGAGUAAUGUAUCGGUGCUAUGGAGAGAAGAAAAAGUAGCAUCCUACAUCUAGGAUGCGAGUCGUUGCGUAAAGUGUAAGGGGAGAGAAAGAGAAAGAGAGGAUUCACGGCCGCGACGAAGGCUUCCUAUCAGCAAGGACCUUCGCUCGCGGAUUGCCGCCGGGCAAGUUUUGAAUUUUUAUCGUUUUUCGUUGAAAAUCGUUCUGCUUGCUGAACGGAAAUAUCAUAUCAUUAAUUAAGGCGUCAGAGAAAUCUAGGAAGUAAGGCUUUAAGUUAGGUAGCCGAUCAUAUAGAGGAGGGUUGUGACGAGGAUGAUCGAAGCUCGCGUUCCGCGAAUCGCUCUUUAUUGACAAAGUACUUGUCUCUCUGCUUCGAUCUUUUCAAAGUUUUAUUACAAGAAAAAUUUAGGAGUGAAACUUGGAUUGCUUGCGAUCAUCCGAGGCUUUCACAUUCUAAAACCGUUAUUUGUUACGCGUUUAUUGUUAAUAAGAUUCUUUUCUACAACUGGAAUAAUCAUUAUAAAUUAUUAUUAAU